AAGUCUGACUUCCUGCGCAUGCGCAGACUACACCGCGGUACAUCGCGAACUGAUAGACGUGCGUAGGUACAUGCGGAGGAUUAUUUACGUCUUGAAGUAAUACCGCCAAGCUGCUGAAAUGGAAAUAUUCGAUGAUGACAGAAGUAUUCCCCUGAAAGAAGGCUUGGACCUUGCGGAUCUUCAGGAUCCCACUAAAGGCGCGGUCUUUGAAUUAGACCAAGAGGAGAUUCCUAAAGGAGAUGAAUGUGAAACCAAAAAUAACUACUUCAACAAGCAUGAUGUCUAUGACAAUAUUCUCAAAUAUGAUGAAGAGGUUUUCGCUGCAAUGGAUGAUGGGCGGGAGCCAUUUGAAGUCAUGCAGAACAGUAUGGAGGACAUCUCAGGUGAUGGGGGCGUCUUCAAAAAAGUUUUGCGGCCAGGUGCUGGCCCUGUAGUACCUAGGAACUCCCUGGUGAGAGUUCAUUACAAUGCUUAUAAAGAAGGUGAAGAGGAGCCCUUUGAUUCCUCAAGACUUCGCACUGAGGUUGACAAGUUUCACUUGUUUAGAGACAGCAGAGUUUUGGGAUUUCAUGUGGCAGUCAGCACAAUGAAGAAAGGCGAGAUUUCCCGCUUUCUCUUCAAACCCACGUACUUCUAUGGAGCCAUGGGUUGUGGUCAAAGAAUUCCACCUAAUUGUACAGCUUUGUUUGACAUUGAGCUGCUGAGUUUUGUGGAGAACAAUGGAGUGGAGGAUUACUACAGCAAGACAGAGGAAGAGAGGAGACUGAUGCCUUUUGAAGAAAUUGCUAAAGUAGCCAAAGCCGAACGACUGGAAGGGAAUGAACGUUACAAUCAAAAUACAUUUGGAAAAGCUCUUUCAAGUUACAAGAAAGCAUUAAGAAUUCUUGAAGAUUGUCAUUUAAAAAAUGAGGAAGAAGAAAAAGAAUGCAUAAGGCAGCAGAUAAGGGUGAACCUGAACAUUGCCCAGUGUCUCCUGAACUUAAAUGACUAUCCCCGAGUCAUCAUGCACUGCAAUAAAGUUUUGCAUCAUGAAACACAUGAUGAUCCAGAAAAAUUCUUCUCUAAAGCCAACUUUCGGAAAGCAAAAGCCUUUCAACAGCAAGGGAGAUUUGAUGAGGCCGAAAAAUUUUAUUUUCGAGCACGCAGAACAAACCCGUCCUGCAAGGAAAUUGGAGAAGCUUUGAAGAAAUUGGAGCAGCAAAAGAGAAAAUAUCAGCUUGAUGAAAAAGAGAUUUGUCUUCGAAUGUUUAGAGGCCUACGCAGCACUGAUGCAGAAGAAGAAACCCAGUCAGAGAUAAAACAAAAUGAGGAAAAUAUCACGGAAGAAUUUGUAAACAGUGUCAAGAAUGCAGUCAGGAGGUUUGUAAAUAACGGCGACGAGACAGAGAUGCUCUUCCCAAAUGUGCAGCUGACACCAGGUGAGGUUGAGUGCAUUUUGGAGAUUGCUGUUGAUGAGGGCUUAGCUGUACAGCGACGAGGGACGGGUAACAGUGUGAGGAUAGCGCUGAUGAAAAAGACGAAGAGAUAAAAAUGUGCCCCCCAAAAUAGAUGUUAUUCAAAAUAAACAUUGGUUUUUUUUUAAUUUUUAAAAUGUGAUUUGUAUUGUCUUUUAAUAAAGUUUAAAUUUGAA
Messenger RNA from Pomacea canaliculata, 1630 nucleotides. RefSeq names its product inactive peptidyl-prolyl cis-trans isomerase FKBP6-like. Bases 119 to 1528 code for a protein of 469 amino acids. Gene Ontology annotation, molecular function: protein binding; peptidyl-prolyl cis-trans isomerase activity. The record is from RefSeq and is a predicted model, not a curated record. Lineage: Eukaryota; Metazoa; Mollusca; Gastropoda; Architaenioglossa; Ampullariidae. The transcript is spliced from 14 exons.